This is a messenger RNA of Aspergillus calidoustus, 7257 nucleotides long. NCBI's taxonomy places the organism in Eukaryota, Fungi, Ascomycota, Eurotiomycetes, Eurotiales, Aspergillaceae. The record is from the annotation of a GenBank genome assembly.
AUGCCACCACCAACCAUGGACGAGCCCAUCGCCCUCAUCGGAUACGGAGCUAGGUUUCCUGGAGGAUGCUCUGCUCCCUCCAAGCUCUGGUCAUUGAUAAAGAACCCUGUAGACAUCUCUAGCACUCCUCCGCCCUCUCGCUUCGACAUAGACCCCUUCUACCAUCCAGUCGCCAGCCACCACGGCACAACAAACGCAACAAAGGCCUACUGGCUUGAUGAAAACAUUGCCCGCUUCGAUGCUCCGUUUUUCAAUAUUCAAGCUCGAGAGGCUGACUCCAUGGACCCCCAGCAACGCUUGCUGAUGGAGGUUACCUUUGACGCGCUCAACGCCGCGGGUCAGCCCAUGGAACAGCUCCAAGGAUCUGAUACCGCAGUAUAUGUGGGCAUGAUGUGCGACGAUUGGCAUCAGAUGCUGAGCCGGGAUUGGCAAGCUCUACCGAGAUACACCGCUUCAAGCGUGGAGCGGGGAAUCAUGGCAAAUCGGAUUUCGUACUUCUUUGAUUGGCAUGGGCCGAGCAUGACCAUUGAUACUGCCUGCUCUAGCAGCAUGGUAGCGUUGGAUUUGGCUGUGCAGGCAUUGAGGAGUGGCAAGAGCAAAGUUGCCGUUGCAGCGGGGAGCAAUCUGAUUCUAAGCCCCUCAAUGUUUAUCUCUGAAAGCAACCUCGGCAUGCUAUCAUCCAGCGGCCGCUGUGCAAUGUGGGACGCCUCAGCGGAUGGCUAUGCUCGCGGCGAAGGGGUAGCCGCCGUCAUCAUCAAGACCCUAUCCCAAGCCCUAGCCGACAAUGACCCAAUCCAGUGCAUCAUCCGGGGAACAGCGGUCAAUCAGGAUGGCCGGACAUCCGGGCUAACCGCGCCCAGCGGCCGCGAUCAAGCAGCGCUGAUUUCUGAGUGCUACAGGAGCGCCGGGCUGGAUCCGGUCAACUGUCUGAGUGACCGGCCGCAAUAUUGCCAUGCGCAUGGAACGGGGACACAGGCCGGAGAUCCACAGGAGGCUGAGGCAAUAGCGACCGCGUUCUUUCCGCACGGAUCUCUUGCGGCGAGGGAGGCGCCGAAGUUGAUGGUCGGUUCAGUGAAAACUGUUAUUGGGCAUACGGAGGGGACGGCGGGGCUGGCGAGUGUUAUAAGUACGGCUUUGGCGCUGCAGAACAAAGUUAUCCCGCCGAAUCUUCAUUUCAAAACCCUGAAUCCCAGCGUGGCGCCUUUCUUUGACCGACUUGAAAUCCCCACGGUCGCUCUUGCGUGGCCGGUUGCUCCUGGCCAAGUCAGAAGAGCUAGUGUAAACAGCUUUGGAUUCGGGGGAACAAACGCUCAUUGCAUCCUCGAAGAGUAUACCCCUCCAACGAAACAGGAGGACGAUGCGGCCCCGACAACGCAUUUCAGUCCCCUGGUGUUUUCGGCCGCUUCAGAAGCUGCACUUAGACAGAUGUUGUUGGCAGCUGGGUCCUACCUACGCAGUACUCCGAAUGUUGACUUUCGAGACCUGGCAUACACUUUGCAACAUCGCCGGUCAACCCUCCCCUACCGCGCAUACCGCCCAGCGGUUGCCGCGUCAUGGAUUCAAAAUGGGAAAGACGCUCUGGAGAUGAUCCAGAGUGAGAAGCUCGGUAUCAGACACAAUGCAAGGCACCAGCCACCCAGAGUCCUCGGUAUCUUCACUGGCCAGGGGGCGCAGUGGCCCCGAAUGGGCGCGCAACUGGUCGAAAAAUCCCCUUUUGCCCGCAGUAGAAUAGCCGAGCUCGACGCAGCCCUGCAGACCAUCAAGAAUCUAGACCACUGCCCUACUUGGUCUAUUUAUGACCAGCUCGUUGCCCAGCCCGAGUCCUCGCGUGUGACCGAGGCCGCCGUUUCGCAGCCGCUCUCUCUUGCGGUGCAAAUCCUCCUCGUGGAUAUCCUUCGCGCCGCUGGGAUAUCUUUGACUGCCGUCGUUGGUCAUUCAUCUGGAGAGCUGGGGGCUGCAUAUGCUACGGGAAUGAUCUCCGCAGCCGAUGCGAUUCGUGUAGCGUAUUUGCGCGGCUUGCACACUCGUCUCGCCGCCAGCCCCAAUCCUAACAUAUCUCGGGGAGCCAUGGUCGCUGUUGGUAUUUCAGCAGCGGAGGGUAUGGCUUAUUGCAAUAAUCAUUUUGCCGGAAGGUUGGAUGUUGCCGCAGAGAAUUCGCCCUCGUUGGUAACACUCAGCGGCGACGAGGAUGCGGUCACGGAGGCGAUACAAGACUUCCAAGCGCGGGGGUUCUUUUCGCGACGGCUCAAAGUCGACACGGCCUACCACAGUGUGCAUAUGCUUCCUUGUGCAGGGCCGUUUCUAGAUUCCCUGAACGUUUGCGGCAUUCGGCCAGGUCGGGAGGCCAAUAUAUCAUGUCCAGUCUGGUUUUCGACAGUAUUCGACGGUGAAAUAAUGAGUCCCAGCAAAUUGACAAACCAGUACUGGAUUGACAACAUGUGCAAUCCUGUCUUGUUCAAAGGUGCGCUUGCACUCGCCCUGGAGAAAGGUCCCUUUGAUCUGGCCAUCGAGAUUGGACCCCACCCAGCGCUAAAAGGGCCAGCUGGGUCCAUGCUUGACCACGCAGCUGAGGUGCCCUAUACUGGCCUAAUACACCGUGGGAGAAAUGAUAUUGACGAAUUAAGCAGUGCUUUGGGAUAUAUAUGGACGCAUCUAGGUGCGAACAGCGUCCAAUUCUCGGCGGUCGAAAGGUUACUUUCUGGAACCGCGCGGCGCCCGACCAUGCUUGAAGAUUUACCACCGUAUCCCUUUGAUCAUACGCGGGAUCAUUGGCACGACGGCCAUUUUGGGGAUCAUUCCUUGUCCAAAACCAGGACGCAUCCAUUCAACACUCUACUCGGAUUUCCGUGUCUGGAUGCAGCCACUCCCGGCGUGUAUCAAUGGCGCAACAUAUUACGGCCGAGUGAGGUAAUUUGGCUCAGCGGCCACCGGCUCCAGGGCCAGACCGUCUUCCCGGCGAUGGGGUACAUAAGCGCCGCUGUUGAAGCCCUCAGACUCGUACUCAUCAAUUCUCGGCCAGAGGAUUCCAUACAAGUUUUGCAACUUGCACAUCUGGAAAUCACCCGGGCAAUGGUUUUUGACACCGAUGAUGCGGCCAUAGAGACAAUAUUUAGCCUUUCCUCGAUUAUCACAACAGAAGACACCGUUCGUGCCAAAUGGGCUUGCUAUUCCAAAAUCAAGUCAAGCCCUAUGGCUCUCAACGCACAAGGCUGCAUAUUCGCGCAACUUGGUAGCCCUGAUCCCGACAGUCUGAAAAUUGUGGCAGACAAAUCAUACAGCCUAGUCAGUGUGGACGAAGACCACUUUUACUCCAAUCUCUCGCGAGUAAGGUACAAUUAUUCGACCCCGUUCCACGGUGUGUCUAACAUCCAACGCAAGCCCGGGUACUGCAUUAGCAGGGUAAUAAACCCAUCCGGUUCAGAGUGGGAGGACAACCUGACACUUCACCCUGGGAUGCUUGAUUCUGCCUUGCAAACGAUUUUUGCAGCUUGGUCGUACCCCGGCGAUGGGCAGAUAUGGUCGCUGCACACCCCUGUGUCUGUGGCGUCAAUCAUCAUAAAUCCCUACUUCACGGCACUUGGGAAAGGCGGGAAACAGCAUUCACUGAAUGCUGUGACAUCGAUCUGUUCGAAAGAGGCGACCGCUGUCGUUGGUGAUGUUUUUCUACAUACUGCAGACGCAUCGUAUGCAUUCGCGCGGUUUGAAGGAGUCUCACUCGUUCCUGUUACCCCAGCCACCCCGGCAGACGACAAGACUAUCUUUGCGCGCUUCGAAAACGCACCAGCUUUCCCUGAGUCAGAGAUCGCUAGAGCCAAAGACGGACCGGCGACUUUCACCUCUUCCGCAAGUGGAGUUUGGGGCUCGGUAUCAAUGCAAGACUACAGUGUGAAUAAGCUGAUGGUUGAUUCAUUCCAUGACGAGGGCUCCUCCUCUUGGGAUAGUGCUGUUGCCGAGUGUGUCCGCCACGCUGUACUGUCCAUCUCACACCGGUAUCCUAGAUGCGAUAUUUGUGAAAUUAACGGAGGGGCCGGCGAUACAACUUUGGCGGUUCUGGACGCUAUAGAGGGCAGACAUGGCUCAUACACCUUUACUGAUCCCUCGGCCGCGUUAGUCGAAUGUGCAAGGGAGCGCCUCUGCACCAAAUCGCGCCCACUCAACUGCAAAGUUUUCAGUAUUGAAGAAAAUUACCAAGAGCACGAGUCCUUUGAAGGCUCCUAUGAUAUUAUCGUGGCUGUGGCUGUUCGCCCUACCUUGGAAACAGUCGAAUCGUCUUCGUCCAGUCUCGGCAGAUUAUUGAAGCCUGGAGGUUUCCUUCUUUCAGUUGCAGCGACGGCCGCUGACACUCGAGCUGGCGAUGUGGCCACACCUACAGCUCCUGUGGGCCACAGCGGUUUUGAGAGAUCGCUGCCAUUGUUGCCACUUCUUAGUCUAGGUCAGUGGGAUACGGCAUUGAAGGCAAAUGGGUUUGCAGGGGUCGACGCCAUCUUUCCUGCGGCAAGAACAGCACAAGAGUUUGUAUUAUUUGUCGCCCAGGCUGCCGACCACCGGGUAAGCUGGUUGCGCAGUCCACUUUCAUUUGAAGCACUGCCUACCGGUGUGCAAACAGGGAUGCUGGUUAUCAUCGGGGGUACGACAGGGCCAGUGGUUAAGCUUGCUCAGGAUAUUGCUAAACUCGCCGCUGGCCGUUUCAGCAAUAUGCGGACCUUUUCUACGCUCGAAGACUAUGCCGCCUUUCAACAGCCUCUUGCAGGCACUCUCGCAGGUGGUAUCAGCCUACUCUCCCUCACAGACCUGGACGAACCCUACCUUGCUGGGGUAACCCCUGGCAAGUUUGAAGCCCUCAAGGCAUGUUCUAACGCACGAACUGUGAUCUGGGCUACGUGCGGGUCACAGGAAGAUAGGCCAUACAGUUACAUGAUGACAGGGAUCGCUCGAACUAUCAAGUCGGAGAACCCAACGAUGCAUAUCCAGAUUUACGACUUGGACCCUAACCUACCAACUUGCAUCCAACCCACGACAGCUACUGACCUAACAAAUGCAUUACUUCAGCAGGUAGCUCUUGGUGUUUGGGGGGACGAUGCCUCCCUGUUAUGGACAGCAGAGCCGGAGGUGUAUGUCCGUGGAGGACGACUACUUAUUCCGCGGCUGGUCCCAGACCAUGAGAAGAACGCCAGAUAUAAUUCUCGAUACCGGGAUUUUCUGCAGACCGUAGAUCCCCACAGUGUGAGCUUGGAGCUUGCGGGUCUGGAGAACGGUAAGCUGGUUCUCCGCCAGCUGUCGCCUUUGGCCCACCUUCCGGGUCCCGGUACCGGAUCUCGAACGUUGCGCGUGACCCACUCAGUGCUACAAACUGUAUUUGCAGGCUCUGCGGGCUUCCUCCGAGUGUGCGCAGGUAUUGAAAUUAGCACUGGAGAUCCAGUGGUGGCUUUGAGCAUUUCCCAGACAACGCCUGCGAAAGUCCCUGCUGCAUGGUGCAUUUCUGUUGCGACGCCACCCACAGUAGAACUUCUUGUGUCUAUUGCUGCGCAUCUUGUUGCGGUGCGGAUUCUGAGUUAUGCUUUGCCGGGUAGCUCUAUCCUUCUCCAUGGGGUAGAUGCAGCAGUGGAGCGGGCUGUUCAAACGAGGGCUUCCAAAGCCGAUGUGAACGUGAUUUCCACUACUGCCACGGGAGCUUACCAGAAAAGACAACAUUCGAUACAUUCCCUGCAUCACAAGCCCACAAUCCCACGCGAAAUUUCUCUCUUCGUCAAUUUCGCGCAAGAUUCGAGGUCGGAUGCUCUUUCUUAUAAUGGCAUUCUUGAAGCCCUCGCUCCCGCUUGCCUGCGCCUGGACAAAUCGGCAUUCCUGAGCCACAAGGUCGCCAGUGAGAAUAUCAGCGCUUCUACGCAGAUAGAGCAUGUGGCAGACCUUCUACAAGAAGCACUUGGCGGUAUCCAAUAUCCGUCGGACUUGUCAGUGGAAUGCAUUCCGCUCGAUGCGGUGUGCUCACAUGCUCCUCUCCAGGAAUCGCUUUCAGUUGUGGACUGGACUGCUUCUGAGACUGUCACGGCCAGAGUGCAACCCAUUGAUUCCGGCAUCAUUUUUCGAGACGACAGGUCAUAUCUGCUUGUUGGUAUGGCUGGAGCCAUGGGGCAGUCGAUUGCAGGCUGGAUGAUCGCACAUGGCGCGCGGCAUAUCGUUCUCAGCAGCCGCACGCCCAACCCACAUCCGAAGUUUAUAGAGGAAAUGCGGGACAGGUACAAUGCCAAAGUGGUACCCCUUGCAAUGGAUAUCACCUCGAGAGAGUCCCUCCGCUCCGCGUACUCGACAAUGCAGGCCACACUCCCGCCCAUCGCCGGGCUCGUCAACGGUGCCAUGGUCCUCCAAGAUGCCCUGUUCACAGCCAUGACCCACGAGCAAUUCGUCGCGGCAACCGCACCCAAAGUCCAGGGGACGAUCCUCCUAGACGAUCUGUUCUACAAGGACAACGCGCUCGACUUCUUCGUCGUCGCAUCCAGCAUCUCCUGCGUCAUCGGCUGGGCGGGCCAGGCAAAUUACUCGGCCGCCAACCAGUUCAUGACGGCGCUGGUGACGCAGAGACGGAAGCGCGGCGUGCCGGGCUCCGCGAUGCAUAUCCCGGCUGUUCUCGGUAUUGGUCAAGCGGCCGAAUCCGGCACAUUUGACUUUGAGCACUUUCAAUCCCUGGGGCAUGUCAAUAUCGGGGAGGAGGAUCUGCAUACGCUCUUUGCAGAAGCGAUCCUAUCUGGCCGCCCAGGAAAGGAGGCUGCGGCCGCGUCCGCUAACCUGCACGGCGAUAUAAGUGUAGCCCAAGUUGUGAUGGGGAUUGACUAUACCCCCCCAGACACCGGAACCCUAAAUAACACCCGUUUAAUCCGCCGCCGCGACGCUAAAUUUAAUCACUUUGUCACCGACGACACCGCAAGUGAUACCAUACCCAGCAAAGCCCACGUCAAGGCCACGAAGCAGCAUCUCCGCUCCCAGCUGCAAUCGCUUCCCGACAAACAAGCAACAUACGCCGUCAUCCGCGACGCGCUGGUCACUCACCUCCGCCGCAUCCUGCGCCUCGCACCGGAGAAUCGGAUCGACGAGUCCACCGCUCUGAUCGACCAGUCCGUGGACUCUCUUGUCGCGAUGGACAUCCGGGCCUGGUUCCUGAGCGAGGUGGAUGUUGACGCGCCAACGCUGCUGAUCAUGGGCGGCGCCUCUGUUACAGAUCUAGUUUCUUUUGCGGUGGAGAGAUUGCAUGAACGGUCAUGA